CCAUGCCCUACCUCGCGUCAUCCGCAUCGGCGGCCUCUUCUCGGCCGCCGAACAGGAGCAGGAGCUGGUCUUUCAUGCGGCCAUCGAGAAGGUGAACGCCAACUUCGCCAAUCGAACCAUCUUCGAGGCGGUGGUGGAGCACGCCCGUCCCUACAACUCCUACGAGGCGCACUUUAAGACCUGUGAUCUCCUCCGCCACAGCCCCGUCGCGAUCAUCGGCCCCUUCAACCCAAUCAGCUCUCUACAGGUGCAAUCGAUUUGCGAGCACCUCGAGGUACCUCACGUCGAAGCUCGCCUGAUGGUCGACUUUCAGCCUCGAACUGACCUCAGCAUUCAACUGUAUCCCCACCUGAGCACCCUCAGCCGCGCCUACCUCGACAUCAUCGACGCCUGGGGCUGGACCGCUUUUGCAGUGAUAAUCCAGGAGUCAGACAGCGUCGUCCACUUCAAGGACUUCUUCCCCUAUGCGGCGGCAAAGGGCUGGGAGAUUCGUCUCUUUCAACUUCAACCCGAUCGCCCCUAUCGGGACGUCCUCUGGCAGGUGAAGCGGCUGAAGAUGCGCAACAUCCUUCUCGACGUUCGAACUGACCAUCUUUUAGAAGUGCUUCGCCAAGCUCAACAAGUGGGCAUCAUGACGGAGCGCCACCACUACCUGAUCACCUCGCUGGACCUGCACACACUUCCGCUGGAGAACUACCGACACUCCCAGACAAAUAUCACCUCGUUGAGAAUCGUCCGAGAGGAGCAUCCGGUUCUGCAGUCUCUCCUGGCCGACUGGCCCGCCUAUGCUGCCCGCUUUAUGCCCCGUUCUCAAGGUCUCCUUCCGCCGCCCGAGCACCUCAGCUCCAAGUCGGCGAUGAUCUUUGACGGCGUUCAAAUUUUGGCCCUAGGCCUCGCCGAGCUGGAUCAGUUCACCACGCCGCCCACUGAAGCGUUGAGCUGCGAGGACAGCAACGCCCGUCCUUGGCAGUACGGCGCCUCGGUGCUCAACUACGUCCGCCAGGUGCGCCACGAGGGCCUCACCGGGUACGUGGCCUUUGAUGAGACUUCCGGCUUCCGCUCGAAGCUCUCCUUUGAGUUGAUCAGCACCAUGGACACCGACUUUGAGGUGAUUGCCACGUGGACAGAUUUAGGGGGCGGGGCUGAAGAGGAAGGUAAUGGUGGUCAAAAUAAAAACGGCUUAGUAAUGGGAUCGCCCAAGGAGCGAGCCGGUCUUCCCAAGCCCGAUUACUGGAUGAGAAACCAAGGAGGAGGAGGAGGAGGAGGAGGAAGCAAAAAGGCUAGUGAAAUUCAAAACGAAAAUGAUUAUGUUAAAAAACCAAAGGAACGACUGAGCAAGACGGCCAACUGGAACCGCCACUCCCCCAAGGACGCCAAUCUCACAGUUCUCCGCGUGUCCACCAAACUGAUCGANUAUGUUAAAAAACCAAAGGAACGACUGAGCAAGACGGCCAACUGGAACCGCCACUCCCCCAAGGACGCCAAUCUCACAGUUCUCCGCGUGUCCACCAAACUGAUCGACCCGUACCUGUACGAGGCGAACGCCACUAUGGAGUUGCGCGGAAACGCCCGCUUCGAUGGCUACAUCGUCGACCUGCUGGACGAGGUCGCCGCCAUGCUCAACAUUCGCUACGAGCUGCUGCUGGUGAAGGACAAUGUGAACGGGGCGCCCAAUGAGGAGACCGGCAAAUGGACGG
Messenger RNA from Rhagoletis zephyria (snowberry fruit fly), 1697 nucleotides. RefSeq names its product glutamate receptor ionotropic, kainate 2-like. Gene Ontology annotation, cellular component: membrane. Gene Ontology annotation, molecular function: ligand-gated monoatomic ion channel activity. The record is from RefSeq and is a predicted model, not a curated record. Lineage: Eukaryota; Metazoa; Arthropoda; Insecta; Diptera; Tephritidae.